Molecule: messenger RNA, 1586 nt
Organism: Sapajus apella (tufted capuchin)
Lineage: Eukaryota; Metazoa; Chordata; Mammalia; Primates; Cebidae
Gene: CST9
Product: cystatin 9
Exons: 2
Coding region: 320-724 (134 amino acids)
Biological process (GO): antimicrobial humoral response
Molecular function (GO): cysteine-type endopeptidase inhibitor activity
Source: RefSeq, a predicted model, not a curated record
GGUCUCCUUCUGCCGUCGGGGGUGCUGGGCCGCUGGGGCUGGGGCUCAUGUCCGGGGCACCCUCUCUCCCAUUGCUUGUCCUUCCCAACCCACCUGCCUGGGUGUUCACGUUCCUCUACCCUGAACAGGAGGUGAUUUAACAGGCUUUGGCGGAAGGAAGCGUCUGUAUGGGAGAGACAGGGUGUGGGAGAGCCAUGAGGCCUGGAGGAGGCGUUUCUGCACCAGCAGGUCAAUUUAAGGGCCAGACUUGAGCCCUGGGAGGCUUCAGUGGACACCAGGGCUCUGAGGGGCAAAAGCAGGGGCUGUUGGGCCCUGCAGCAUGUUGGGUCCGCAGAGGAGGGCUCUGCCCUGGGCACUGUCACUGCUCCUCAUGGGCCUCCAGCUGCUGGUGACCUACGCCUGGUGUUCCGAAGAGGAAAUGCGUAGUGAUAAUAAAAUGGUCCAGGAUCCUAUGUUCCUGGCCACAGUGGAGUUUGCCUUGAACACUUUCAACAUGCAGAGCAAGGAGGAGCAUGCCUACAGGCUGUUGCACAUCCUGAGUUCGUGGAGGGAGAAUAGCAAUGAGAGAAAGUGGCGAGGUAAGAUGGCGUUCUCCAUGAAUCUGCAACUGCGCCAAACCGUAUGUAGGAAAUUCGAAGAUGACAUUGAAAACUGCCCUUUUCAAGAAAGCCCCGAGCUGAACAAUGUAAGACAGGGCACCAGCUUCUCUCAUGUCCACAGCUGAGGAUGUUGCGUGGGAUGUGGUGUGGGCACAGGAGCAGCUGAUAAAGCCAUUCUGAGGGACAAAGGCAAGUGAGCCCACAGCAGGCUCUACCAGGCUGCCUUGCCUGUGCCUUAGUGGGGAGCCGUGAGGCAGGAAGCCUAGGGGUCUCCUUCACUUUCAGGCUCCUGGCCAAUCUGGGUUUCCUUACUUUGCCCUCUGACACCAUUGCAGCUGCCUGCACGUGGGCCACGUGGCCUUCAGAACCUUCUCUCUGGUCUUCCUCUCUACUUCUUCCCUGUCUUCUAGAGAAAGAUCCUGGAAACAGUGGUGACAAUGUCUGUGAGUGCUAUUCUCAGGGUUUUCCUACCCUGCCCUAGGCUCAAAAGCGGUGGAGGCUGAGAAGAAGCCCCCCUGCCUCACUCUCAGGCCCUGCUGAGCUGCAGCACCUGCUCUAGGGGACAAGCGCCAAGCGAAGCCUGGCUCUGGGAAAACUCUUCUCAUUCUUAGUCAGCCCCCUUACUGUAAGAUGAACAAAUAGGUAGCUAGUGGCCUCAGCCUGGGAAUGCUUCCACGGGGACAAAGCGUUCUCCUGCUGCUCUUGGGUGCAGAGAUCACAUAGGGACAUCCUGGGGUUCCGCUAAGGGCCACUGGCUGGAGGAGGAGGCAUGGCACAGGUGACCCUGGCUAAGGAGGGAGCCUCAAAUCAUAAUGCGAUUCAGGGUUGGCGUCAGGCUCAGGCUAGACCUGAAGGCUGGAGCCAUGUGGCUCAAUUGCUGGCCCCGGGAAUGGGCAAGGUGGCGAUGGAACCCGUGUUGAGAGGGGAUGCCACGAGAUCCCCAAACCUCCCCCACCCUGGCCCUGCUGCCUCUUCCUGUGCUUGUUC